AAGCACGGUCAGUCGCGUCGGAGACACCGACGAGGACGCGCGUGCGUAGACCAUGGCGAAGACAAUCAUCUUCGUGGCAGCUCUAGCAGGGCUAGUGGGCUUUCUCUGGUGGAGUCUGUUCUGCGAUGGUCCAUCCACCCCACCUCUCCUUAAAGCGGAAUGGUGGGGACCCCCCAGUCUAAAGGCUAAGCAAGACACCAGCAUCAGGGCGUUCAAAGUGAAGUUCGAUGAGCAAAUGGUAGCUGACCUGAAACAACGGCUGAAGAGCCACAGGCCUUUCACACCACCCUUGGAGGGCGUAGGCUUCGAAUACGGAUUUAACUCGGCCCAGUUAGACAGUUGGAUCAAAUAUUGGGCGAUGGAGUACCCGUUCGCUGAGAGGGAGAAGUUCUUCAACCAAUUCCCUCAGUUCAAGACCAACAUCCAAGGGUUGGACAUACAUUUCAUCAGGGUGAAACCCAAGGUUCCCUCGGGAGUGCAGAUCCUCCCGCUGCUGCUGAUGCAUGGUUGGCCAGGCUCUGUUCGCGAGUUUUAUGAGGCGAUACCUCUGCUGACCAAGCAAACCGCCGGCUAUGACUUCGCGUUUGAAGUGGUGGUGCCUAGUCUGCCUGGUUUUGGAUUCUCUGAUGCGGCUGUCAAACGAGGUAUGAACAUGGCCUAUACUGCAGACAUCUUCAGGACACUGAUGCACCGCCUCGGACACAAGAAGUACUACAUCCAGGGCGGAGACUGGGGAGCAGGGAUCGCCAGCACCAUGGCUACUCUCUACCCUGACGACAUACUGGGACUUCAUAGCAACAUGCUUUCAACCCAGCAUCCCUGCGCCAUGUUCCGCUUGUUCGUUGGCGCGUGGCUCCCGUCCCUGAUCGUAGACAGCCACCUUGCUGAGCGGAUGUAUCCUUUGUCGUCGAUUUUCGCCAACCUGCUCGAGGAGUCAGGCUACUUCCACUUGCAGUCCACGAAGCCUGACACUGUGGGCGUCUCUCUCACGGACUCCCCAUCGGGUCUCCUCGCCUACAUCCUGGAGAAAUUCUCUACCUGGACACGUCUGGAGCACAAGCUGAAGGUGGACGGUGGGCUGGGCUUCAGGUUCUCGAGGGAACAGCUGGUUGAUAACCUGAUGGUCUACUGGAGUACCAACUCAAUCACUACUUCAAUGCGGUUCUACGCAGAGAACGUCGCCAGUUCCUUCAGGAGUCUCAAACUUGAUUCGUACAAAACUGCUGUCCCAACCUGGGGUCUGCAAGCCAAGUCGGAGUUGAUGUACCAGCCACCAGCACUGCUCAGGAUGAAGUUCACCAACCUCCUGAACACCACAGUCCUGGACGACGGAGGCCACUUCCUCGCCUUCGAGCUGCCCCAAGUCUUCGUCGAGGAUGUCUUCAGAGCCGUUAAGGCUUUCAGAGAAUGGCACAAGAGUAAUGUUAAGACUGAACUGUGAUUUUAAUAAAGGGUUUUUCAUUUUUAGUA
Molecule: messenger RNA, 1470 nt
Organism: Manduca sexta (tobacco hornworm)
Lineage: Eukaryota; Metazoa; Arthropoda; Insecta; Lepidoptera; Sphingidae
Product: juvenile hormone epoxide hydrolase
Exons: 8
Coding region: 53-1441 (462 amino acids)
Biological process (GO): epoxide metabolic process
Molecular function (GO): epoxide hydrolase activity
Source: RefSeq, a predicted model, not a curated record